CGAGGUGGUGAUGUCUUCCCCUAGACUGGGUGACCAUGGCCUGAGGCAGAUCCUGUCUGACGUGGUAGAGGAGGUGAAACAUUCCAUCAAAAAGGAAAUCAAUGGGGCAGAGCUCCUACACAGCCUCCUCAACACCCCCUGGCUCAAGUCUCUGCUCAAAGUGUAUGAGCGUCUGCAGCAGCACCAGCGAGAGCCUCCUGCUCCCUUCCUACCAUACACAACACAGCUCAUCCAACAGAUUCUGGCUGACAUGAGAACAGUUCCGGACCCUUCUGCUGAGGCCAGGGAACUUUACAGUCUCCUCAGGGGACCACACUUCCAGGCUCUGAUAUCAGCCCAUGAUACGGUGGCCCAGAAGGACUAUGACCCUGUGCUGCCUCCUAUCCCUGACAACCUCCCUGACGAUGAGGAGGCCAUGAGGAUAGUCUGUCUGGUGAAGAACAAGCAGCAGCUGAGGAGCUCAGGAGGGGGGAUCCGCAGUCGCUGGGACAGCCUGAGUGAGAUGACCCGCCGAAGGCUGAUCCACGGUGGGGCCAGGGGCGGUGGAGGGCCCCCCGGCAUGGUGUGGGGGGCUCUGGGGGCCGAAGUGCCCGGGGAGCAACCAGUCAUGCCCAGCACAAGGGAGAGUCAGCUACCCACCAGCUGA
This is a messenger RNA of Coregonus clupeaformis (lake whitefish), 646 nucleotides long. RefSeq names its product MAGUK p55 subfamily member 4-like. The record is from RefSeq and is a predicted model, not a curated record. Gene Ontology annotation, cellular component: adherens junction; plasma membrane. Lineage: Eukaryota; Metazoa; Chordata; Actinopteri; Salmoniformes; Salmonidae. The transcript has 6 exons. The coding region runs from base 11 to 646 and encodes 211 amino acids. Gene Ontology annotation, molecular function: protein binding.